CGCGUGCUAUUAGAAAAUAAGUUGUUUUUUCACGGCGAAGCCGGGGCCUGGUGGCGAGCGGCGCCUACCGGAAGAGCCGAACGCUGCUACGUACACAAGGAUACAAGCCAGCAUAGCAUCGCACACGAGGUGGAACAACUUUAGGAAUGUUUCGCCGCUUUCGCCGAACCGUUUCACCGUCUCAGCGCUCCUGAAACACGCCCGUCUAUGUCUGGCCACGCUGAGAACACAAGCCUUCGACAAGCAAUAAUUUGGAGAAAGGUGGCGUCCCGUGGGCGCUGGGGGGCAUGGCGGUAGAGGAGCCCCCGAUGCGGGAGGACGCAGCGCAGGUGGCUCCGUGCCAGCACCGCGAGGGGGUUCCUGGAGGGGGCGCCACCCCUCCGGGGGCCCUGACCCCUCGUGGACCGGCACCCCUGCUGCCAGACGGCAGUGCCAAGGGUGGAGGAGGAGGAGGCGGCGGCCAUGACGACGAGCUCACCAGCCUCACCUGGCUGCAGGACACGAACCUGCUCCGCAAGUUAGCUGGGCCACCGUCCUCGUCGGCCAACCACCAGGGGAACGGGACGAUGGCAGCGGCGACAGGUAGCCGGAGCUCGGGCAGCACGACAUCGGCCACGUCGGUAGGCGAAGACGACGAGUCUCGAGAGUGGGGACCUCCGGGACAGGUGCCAUACAACCCCCAGGUGCACGUGACAUCGAAGCCUCCAUACUCCUUCAGUUGCCUCAUCUUCAUGGCGAUUGAGGAGUCGGCCGGCAAGGCUCUGCCCGUGAAAGACAUCUAUGCCUGGAUCCUGGGCCACUUCCCCUACUUCCAGCGGGCCCCCACGGGCUGGAAGAACUCGGUCCGGCACAACCUCUCUCUCAACAAGUGCUUCCGCAAGGUCGACAAGGACAAAGGACAGAACAUUGGCAAGGGAUCCCUGUGGUGCAUCGACCCAGAGUUCCGGCCAAACCUGCUGCAGGCGAUGCGCAAGACGCCCUGCUUUCCCUACACUCACCUCAACUGGGCAGCCCCUUCGACACCUCACUCAGUGCCUUCUCAAGACAAUGGUGAUAAAUCCUUGUCUCCAGACCCAUCUCAAGCCCAGAACAAUGUUCCGUCACCUACACUCUUCCCCUUCCUGUCGAAGAGGCUUGCUGCAUCUUCAACGAAAGAUCAGGAUGUCGACGCCGCCGCCGCUGCAAUGUUGGCUCUGCAAAAUGUCCCCAGUAUCCUGCCUCCUCUGAGUGAUGAGGAAGACGACGAAGAGGAAGAUGAUGGCUACCGGGACUCCCCUCCAAGCCCCGUCGUGUUCACCAAGAAGGACCUCAGGCUACGUAAUCGCAGCGGCGAGGUGACACAGACCCCGGGCGGUGCCAAUGCAACAGUGAUCACGAGCAGCCCCAGCGAGGAUCAUACUUACAGUGCCUCGCUCUCGAAUGGCCUCAGUGGAGAUUCGGCCAACACCUUGUAUCACAUCGCCAUUUCACCGGUCCGAAGCUUGGGGUCAUCACCGGUGAAGAAGGAGCCAGAAGAGCACGACGACAAUCUCCAGGAGGAGAACAGCAACGGCAGCAUCGGUUCCAGCAGCGGAGGAGGACUUGGCAGGCUUCCGCUGUCGUCAGUGCCUCCACGCAAGCGGAGGGCUGCCCUGGCUGCGGCAGCAGCGCUCCCGCGCAAGUCAAAACGUCAAGCAAGUGCGGCUUCCGCGCGCAGCCGGAGUGGCGGCGGUGGCGGCUCCGCCGUGGUUUCCUGUGCUUCCUCUUCAUCCGCGAUGAACAGCAGCAGCCACAGCAGUAACGACGUCGAAGACAUGGCGGAAGGCGCGGCACACGCGCUUCUCAACCUGGCAAAAGUGGCGACCAGCCAGCAGCAACUGAUGCUGCAAAGCAAGAGUUCUUCUCUAGUGGGGGGUGUACGGGAACGGCGGUGAGAGGCUGCAAUGAACAACCUGUGGAUGUGACGACUUGACUUUUGAGCUGUUCGCCAUCCGGAGCAAAGAAGGGGAAGAGAGGAUAUAGAGCUGGUUUUUUUAUCGUCGUGGCACGGUGGCGGCAAGACGAAUUUCCGAGACGGUGUUACGUGUUACACUCGGACGACGCGGUGGCGGGGAUGCCUUUCGGCAUGAGGACACACGCCGGUGCACGCCGCUUGUUGGCUUGUUGUUGUUCUCUUUACGAGGUGAUUUUAGCCUUUUUUUUUUUCUUUUUUUUUCUCGUCGGCAUUCAGAGCACGGGUCUUCUAACGUGCAUUUCUUAGUGAGGCUGCACACAGUACUUUGCAAAGAGCAAGAGCGCUGGACUCUUACCAAUUGGCUUCUUUCUUGUCAAGCUAGCGACGUAGCACGAAAGUGUUGCUUGUUAAAAGGAAGUAAAUGUCGAUUUGUAAUGCUCAGCUUGGUGGAAGGAUUGAACGUGCAGCGACUAAAUGCUGAGGCAAUAGCAGCAGGCACUUAGCAGGUAGCAAUACAAGUACUGCUUGAGGAGCAUCAUGAAUCUUAUUGGCUGUCUCCUUCUUUGGCAAACAUGAGGCAAGACUGGCCAUUUGUGCGGGUCAGCGUACGAAUCCGUGUUUUACUUACUAGUGAACGGUUGACUGCAUCAAGAUUUCUCUUUGCAUUUCUCUUUCGCUGAUCUAUUUUAAUUUCUCUGUGCUGGCGUGACGACCUCGUGUAAAGUUGUGGUUUCUUGUGGAGUUUCGGACACUGGAACGAGACCCAUUUUGCAUUGGCGGUACGUUUUGUUCGGGGUUUUGUUGUGAGUGUUUCGGGUUCUUUUUAAACCUUUCGUCUUAAGGUGGCUUCACAGGUAGCAGCUGCUGUUAUUGCACGGCAAUUUGUUUCUCUCGAUUUCUAGAUCAACCCUCUUCUUUUAUGCUUUACACCUCUGAAUUAUUUUUGGCGCCAGAGCACUAGCAUUGUCACUUCCACAGUGUUGCAUUUUUUUUUUUCCUACCCAUUCUUUCAUCAGAAGCAAGAAAAUGCAUGGAGAAAAGGUACAUCAUCUGCAUAUUCUGGCUUUGCAUACAAGAUCGUGCCAACAUUCUUUUUUCUUCUUUUCCCCAAAAGGCUCGAAUUCUACUGUUCCAUGAACAAGCAGAUUGGACUGUGCUUGCCGGAAGCAAAAUCCCAGAGGAACUGAAAUUUCAACUGUUGAACCUACGCUAAGUGCCAUGAACUUUGUCCAUAAGAUGGUCCAAAGUUUCCUACCGCUUGAUGCACUUGGCUUUGCCGAUAGAAAAUUCCACGCACACAGCAUUAAAGAAAUCCGCACAGGACAAGGACACACUACAAAUCCAACAAGGGCCCGACUUUGCAAGUUGGGUUUUGCCGCUAACAUAUGAGCCAAAUAGAGAUGGCAGAUGGUACGAACAGCUUUACAUGUCCUUUUGCACUUGCUGUCUGUAGCUUUGUAUCACAUUAUAAUAGUUAUGCAACUACUCUUUUUCUUCACUGGGGGCCUUUGCCAGUCAUUCGUUGUGUUAUACUCAUGCAAACUUCCUAUGGUUUUAUUUAUUUCCUUCUAUCCACUGCAGAAACAUUCUGAGGAACGUGUUUUUUUUUCAGUUAUGUGUUUGUAGCGAUCUUUAGGGGACUCCUGCUAUUUUGUUUAUAAUUCACGGAGGAAGAUGUUGAGAGAAUCAGCGCCCGUCUCGCAUCUUUCGUUUUUAGUGCGUCGUAGCUCGUCGUUUCCUUCUGUGCUGCACUUUCAGUGGCCUAGCUGGUCGCUUGUGGUCGCAGUGUCCAAGCGACACAGGUCCGCUGAAAUUGGCAUAUCCUCUAUUUUUAUGUCAGUUUCCUUGCCUCUUAUCGGUCGUUUUCUGCAGUGCACUUUCACAACAGACUACUCGCCCGAGACAAAAUGGAAUGGCACAAGACGUGCCAUUUGCUUGUCCCCAGCCCCUUCGCCUCCAUACCAAUCCCCCUUUUCUCUCUUUCUCUCUCUUGCAAAGGCCUAGGAUUUUAAAGGCCUGCGAUUUUGUAGGCCAUUGCAGUCGAAGCAAGGCUAAAAAAUUUUAAAGGCAAUAAUACGCGGUCUCAAGCUUGAACCUGUGAUUGUGCCGUCGGUGAGAGCAGGUUGUACUAUCUCAUCGGGAUAAGUCGGAGGCAGCGACGAGAAGUGUUUAGAUGAUAGCAGCCCGUGUGUUGAGCUUCCCCAGAGUGGCAAAAUGCUAGGGCACUCCCGUCACCCUAGCAACUGAGUGACAUUGCGAGGUCGUCAAUCUUUAGGCAGUGGUCGACUACAAUUGACUGCGAGCACGUUUUUUCUCGUGACCCUUCCACAUGAAAGUCAAAGCAUAUGCAAGGCGGUUAGCUGUUAAUUUUUAUUGUUCAUUUCCUGUUCCUGUUGGCCUCGUAAUCUCCCUCAACCAAGAUUGGACGAGUGAAUCUAGAAAAUGCUCAUCAAAUGGCUGUGCAAGCUUGUACAUAAACAAAAAAACAAAAAAAAAUGGGGGGUGAACGACACCGCUCUACAGAAGUAAUAAGGUGUGGGAUGACGGAAGCUGUAAUAUAUGAAAUACAAGGGACUGCUUGCUGCACUAUAAAUAGUUGCAGAUGCUAUAGUAUAUAUAUAUAUAUAUACAUAUACAUAUUCACGCACACAAAGAAUAGAUCUACAUAAUCUAAAUGUUAUAAAUAAAUGCCUCCUCUAGACAUGCAGCGCUGCAUCACAGCGAAUGGUUCACGCAGAAGGAAAAUGUGUUGGAAGGAAGAGUGUGUGUGUCCCUACUAUUUCCCCGCUUUGUUUCUUAAAAGCCAUGGCAUACCGUGACUAAUGCUCCAAUAUCCUUGGUAGUAUUUCUUUCAGUUCUUGCAAUCGGACUGUAGCAGCAUUUGGCGCAGCAGUUCUGUAUAACUUUGUGGCUUAUUUGAGUGGUUAAAGGGUGAUUGUUUUGUUCUCCUAUAGGCUGCCGAACGUUGAGUGCGUGUCAUUGCAUAGUGUGUUUAUGGGCAGGGUGUUUUUUGCCCCCCCCCCCCCCCUCUUCCUUUUUUUUUUUUUUUUUGUCACUUUCGUAAUAAUCGCAAAGUUGUGCACAGGUAGGCGCACUUUUGUGUUUGUGGCGAUUGGAUCGCCCCUGCUUUUAGAGGAUAGUAUUUGUGUGUGCAUUUUCUACUUCGUUCUUAUUUUAGAUGACUGGCUAUCAACGGCACGUGUGAUGGGAAGCCUAGAUGUGUUUCGGCACAGUUUGCACAUACGUUCGCACAAAUGGUUUUUCUACGCUUAUCCUUUGUGACUGCACUUUCUUUGUCGAAAUGGGGGAAUGUGUCUCGUCGGCUACAAAAAAAAAAACACCUUCGCCGUGUGCGCCCAAGCACGGGACAGCCUUAAUUCGAUGUCGGCCAGUGUUUGUCGUAUACCUUUGUGUCAAAACGGCCCGGCUUUUUUGCCUUGUCUGAAUUGACCGUACAAAUAUUAAGGUGCCGACCUUGGGGAGCGCUUCUGUGUGCGUCAAGACGACACCGUGUCGCCACGAACUGAACACUCACAUUCAGAUGGUUGCUGUUGUCAAUGCAGUGAACGACGGCAGAGGAAUGUUGGCUUGCAAAAGGCCCGAUCAUCUACUGUGCCCCGAUUCUGAAAAGUGUGAUGCCAAAAUGGCACACGAGGAAGCGCUUCACAUUGUCGGGCCGUUACACUCUUCGAAGCUUCUGCAUUUUGUGUGCGUGUGCGCAGCGCGGGACUUUUGUUUUGCCAGUGUGUGUACUUCUCGUCGCAUUCUCAGCGAUGUCCAGAGCACUUGUGUGUUGUCUCCGGGCGGGACAGAGGGCAGUGUUGGUGCGGACGUUUCUGCGGAGAUUCGGUUUGCAACGACGAUGCAUCUAUACGAGAAGGAGAAGUUUGCGUCACUGAGCUCAAGCCUGUGGUUGCACGCAGUAUUAUGUGCACUGUGUUUUUUGCCAAAAGUCUAAGCAUUGUUUCUUUGCGGGAGCGAGACAGUAGAGAGUCUCUGGGUUUUUUGCCCACAGCAGAAAGUCUUGUUGGGUCUGGGCGCAUGCGUUCCCGAGUUUUGCUUCGAGAAGCACGAUGUUGUUAGGUGACAGCCAGUGAGGGUCCUCAAGCUGUUGCAAAUGAGGAGAUAGAUUUUGUGCCAAAAGCAUCAACCACGGCGUGGUUAGUUGAUAGAAGGUGGAGAAAUGUAGGUGACAGUAGUAAUAACACGAACACCAUCUGUACAGAAACAUUCUUUGCACUAGUUGAAUGUUUGUUUUUCAUUCCCCUGUGUCGCUUUGUAUGUUUUCAAUGAGAGAUUGAGCAUGGAGGAGGCAUAUUACCAUGGGUGUACAACGGAAAGCACGGACACAAGGUAGCAGUGCUUGUGGCGACUUCUUGCGAUGCUGCGUUCAACCAAAGCGUGCCGAACUUCUUUUACAAUGACCAACUGUAUUCCACUUAAUCUACAGCUAUAAGCUUGCUGGCACAGCGACAUAAUUAUCGUCAAAAUGUCCUUGCGUCUUUCUUUUUCCAAAGAGGAAACUUGUGCAACGCAAGAACAUUGCUAGUGCGAGACGGUUGAUUUCCCGCCGCAUCGCAAGGUAUUGCCACGAGCAUUGCUUCCCCCAAAAAUAGGUCUCCCAGUAUUUUUACAUACAUCUGUGCUAGUACGUUGUCGCUUUGCUAAGGCCCUCUAACGUUGUGUCUGUGGGUAUGGAUUGUUGAGUGCUUGCAGUGUUCAACUCUGCGGGGAAAGAAAGCGGCUUCUCUGCAGAAAGCAGAGAAGCCACUGCUGCUGCGCAGGUAGUAUCGCGUGUGUACAUUUGUUCCUAACCUGUAGAAACGGUGACUGUCUGUGCACGUCGGGCAAGCAGAGAGAGUCUAUCCUAUGCAAAAAAAGACUGUUUUUCUCUUCCUCUCACUCAGGCUGUUGGCAAUGCGUAAACCUUGCCAGCCUGGUGGCAAGGUUGCUGGAAAUGUGAGAGGUAUGAAGAAGGUGUUGAUGCUUCCCUUGCGAGUUUUGUCGCGUGUUCCCUUUGGGCUGUGGUUGUCUGGCAGCCUCUCCGCGCGCUUUUACUACUAACGAGUUGCUGCAUGUUCCCUCUGGGUCUUAGCAAUAAUCAACAAAGCAAUCAUUGAUAGUGAAAUUGUAAGAGUACCGAAACAUCGAGACGCACCAAUGGUAGCAGGCUCACAGAGUUGCUCGUUAUAAACAUACGCUUUUAUUGCCCAGCACCUCGACUUCUUUGUGUGUAUUAUUUUCAUUUGCUCGGAGAUCUGUUUGAAUGUCAUGUGCCUGAUGCAACAAACACCUCAUUUUGGUCUUCUGAGUUGCUCGUCUUUUUUUUUUUUUUUUUUUUCUUUCACGCUGAGAAUGUUUGCGUGUGUUCUAUGAGACAUUGGGGUGACAUUAGAACAAGCCUUGUAAUACAAAAACGGUUUUCUCGUUUGUUCUCGGGUUUGGUGUCAGUCUUGGAUGAAGAUGGCAAAACAUUGUCUGUGUGUGUGCGCGCUUUGCUUGAUUCACUGCACCGACCACAAACUUUGGUAGUCAACUGCUACACCUUGGCACUACACGACCGCAACUGAAGGUGACCGGUACACUUUACUGACGAGACACCCUGGCAGAUCUUGCAAGGGCGUGUGCGUUUGUCAACUGCCUUACUGGCAGUGUAUGGCAACCUAUGCAGCUUUGUCAUCAGACAUGUCUUAUCAUUUCUCUGUUCCGGCUACAUUGCAUUUCUCCUUUUUUUUUUCCUCCCCCUAUUACAGAUACACCUCACAUCACAAAACCUAGUUAUGUUGUGCACAUUGCGGCGUUCACCAUACACUAGAGUAAAUGGAGGCUGCGUUACCUUGGCCGGCCACUUUGCACAGCUAUUGCAUUUUCUCAAGACUCGUGCAAGUGUCACAUAAUGUCCGAGCUACGCAAUAUUGGCUGCCUCUCGUCUUGUGGAAAGUUAUUUGAGAAGGAAAUUGCCUUCUUGCCAGCUGUAGCAAAGCGGUACAGAGGGAAAUGAACCAUUUGAACAGUAGCGAAUGGUUGCAGGAUGCCGCCUUCUGGCAAUUUUUUUCUCAUCUUAGCACUCCUCCCAUCUUGUUGAUUUCCAGAAAAAUCGACCUGCUAUUUCAAAAUACACAUAUUUGAAGGCAUGACCUGGUAGAACAGCCAUGCGGUUGCAGUAUAGUGAUUAAUAACCACUGUGCCUGUGCAGAAGUUGCAUUCACCGAUCACCGGUCUAUGCACCCGUUUGCACUGGUCUAGCCAUAUGUCCACACUGCAAAAAUAGAAAGUACGAGUUGGUGCAUAUAUUUUUCAGCAAUGACGUUUUAGUAAAGUACUAAGGCGGCAUAACAAACAGCAGCACCAUCUGGUGGUAGUUUCACAACGCUACGCUCAACUAAAAUGCACGGGCCUCCAUUUGCGUACCCCCACUGCAUACUGUAAUCUGCUGGUGUGAAGAGUCGUAGUACAGAACAACAUUCCCAUGCAUUCUGGGCAAGAAUAAUACAACAGUUCCAAUGCUAUUCCGUUUUGAACUUUAUCAGCGGCAUCAGUAGCUCGAAUGACACUCGUGCUUACAUUAUCAUUGUGAUAGGCAAUCGCGAACGGUGAAUAAGUACAAAGUUGACUAAAAGGAGUCCAUACAUUAUAUCAGCCUGAUUUGAAUUUCACCACCAAAAUUGGCCGUUUGCAUUCUUGUUCUAUUUUUCUGCUAAAACUAAAAUGCUAAAAGGUAUAUCUGCUAGUUGACACUCUAAUAAUUAAAAAGCCUGUAAUGUGGCCGGCCACGAGUACAGUCUCGGGUAGCACCCAUUUUAGUUCAAUUGAUGCGCAACUAGAGUAGACACAUGUUGGCACAUUCACAAAAACAUACCAAAAAGCAUGUUUUCUAGGGAAACAUUACAAUCCAAACUGUGCUAAAAGUGGGAUACCGGUCACUCGUCGCACUAGUAAAAUUGGCAAAUCAUACGAAUGAGGUACACACUAGGUUACUUUUUCUUAACUUGGCUUCAAUGAGAAUAGUGCUGCCAAAAUCCAUAUAAGCUGUGUUUCUUUCCAGCUUUUCUUUUAGCUAACUGUGUUGGUGUUUUGAUCAUAUCACUACUGAAGUUCCAGAGACUACUCGCUUUGACCCUUGGUGGUCAAAAUUAAUCCGGAGCCUUCCGCUACGGCGUGCCUCAUAAUCAGAACUGGUUUUCACACGUAAAUCCCCAGAAAGAAGAAGAUCUUUAGUGCCUCUCGCCAAUUACUUUCUUUCCUUCUUUUUCUUUUUUUUUUUCUUUCUUUGUGAGCAGAAGGGAAUACACCUAUUACUCUUCUUGUGACAAAUUCCACUGCUCGUUCUGGAGACGCCACCUCAAACCUGAAGCGCUCAAGAUCAUGCUCGUAUCUCGCAAAUCCAAGUUUUGCCAGAGGAAAGCAAACUGCUCCGUGCCAAAUAAUAUUACAUGUUCUCACACGCAGCCACUCUACUGUUUCAAUCAAGUUGCUCCUCUGCAGCUACCAGGUUACGAGGGUUGCGACGGUAUAUCGCUAGUGUUACUGGCAUCUACUGUGUUGCUCUCAUAAUCUGUGCUGGUGUCAUCUACUUGCUCAACCUACUUGUUGAACAAUUCUUGCGGCUAAUUAAAUUACGCUACACAUUAUCGAAAAGAAGAAAAAGAAACCGUGUCGCAAAAAAUUGUCAGAAAGACAAUGUCAUGAACAAUGUGGGGUAAAAAAAGAAAUGGUCAUCCCGCCGAUUGUGGCAGACUGCUAAAAGGGACCCAUGUCAAAGGACACAGAACCGAGUACCUCAUAGCUGUUUCCCAGCAAUCAGGUGGAUGGAAAUUUUUGCCGACUGCCAUAGAUUGAGUUGAUCUUAAAUGAUGGACAACAAGUUGUCCACUACAGAGCAAGGAGAUAAAAAGAAAGUCUACUCCAGAAUGACCAAUGGCAUUUGUCCAUUGUGAGGAAAUGCGGUUUUGACAGAUCAUACAAGAGGUGUGUGUAUAGGAAUAGAAAAAUUAGGACGAUGUUGGCCAGGACGAGCACACUGGUGUGAGGAACCAUGCCAGUGUUGUGUGUGCGUGUACGUGCAUGUGUGGAUGCGUGUGUGUGUGUGGUUUCGGAUCUGUGUAAAUAUGGCGUCUAUACUGUUGUUGAAGACAAAGAAAAUAACGUUACAAUAUGCACAUUUUUUCUAAACCGAGCAUUAGUCUCUCCGGUUUCCGUAGGACAGUCCUGUGUCGAUGCCAAUACCAUUGCCAAACCACAGCUGAUGGGAUUGUGUCUGCUGCAUAUUUUAGAUAGAAAAAAAAAAGGGACACCUUUUUUCUUUUCUUUUUUUUUUAAACUGUUUCAAAUGAAGAAUGUAUUUCAAUAAAUAGAGAUGUGUAAAACUAA
Molecule: messenger RNA, 10303 nt
Organism: Dermacentor silvarum
Lineage: Eukaryota; Metazoa; Arthropoda; Arachnida; Ixodida; Ixodidae
Product: forkhead box protein N3
Exons: 12
Coding region: 288-1913 (541 amino acids)
Biological process (GO): regulation of DNA-templated transcription
Cellular component (GO): nucleus
Molecular function (GO): DNA-binding transcription factor activity; cis-regulatory region sequence-specific DNA binding
Source: RefSeq, a predicted model, not a curated record